Molecule: messenger RNA, 396 nt
Organism: Acaulospora morrowiae
Lineage: Eukaryota; Fungi; Glomeromycota; Glomeromycetes; Diversisporales; Acaulosporaceae
Source: the annotation of a GenBank genome assembly
AUGGUUCGGUUAGUCUUUCGCCCUAUACCCAAAUUUGACGAUCGAUUUGCACGUCAGAACCGCUACGAGCUUCCACUAGUUUCCUCUGGCUUCACCCUAUUCAGGCAUAAUUCACCAUAUUUCGGAAGGAUUCCCAUCAGAAUUACUUUCAUUACGCGUUACGGCAUCCCUAGCGAAUUUAUGAUCACUCUAACAUCUAGACAAUUAAAUCCCACCAACGUUAGCAAGCUAUCGAAAGACGGGGUAACCGUCAGAAGUCAGGUGACUAGCCCAAAAGGGUAUCCGCUGCAAUCCUCAAUCCCGAUCACCACAUUAAUCAAGGUCUAUAAACACUUUUCCGAAGAAAAGCCACCAUCCCUCAAUUUUUAUAUGAUAACCAAAAUUGAUGCUAACUAG